AUGGGGCUGUUUAUACGCGCUGGCGCCACUGUGCUGCUCCCCGCGGUGUUCACCUCGCCCAUCCGCCCCGACGUCGUCCAGGAGGUUCACUCGGCCCUCGCCAAGAACCGCCGUCAGGCCUACGCCGUCUCGCGCCGCGCUGGCAUGCAGUCGUCGGCCGAGUCGUGGGGUACCGGUCGCGCCGUGGCCCGUAUUCCCCGCGUGCCCGGUGGUGGCCAGGGUGCCUUCGGUAACAUGUGCCGCGGAGGUCGCAUGUUCGCCCCGACCAAGACCUACAGGAGGUGGCACCGCAAGGUCAACGUCAACCAGAAGCGUUUCGCUCUCUGCUCGGCGCUCGCCGCGUCGGCCGUCCCCGCCCUCGUGAUGGCCCGUGGUCACAAGAUCAGCCAGAUCCCCGAGGUGCCGCUCGUCGUCGCCACCGAGGCCGUCAAGGACGUCACCAAGACCAAGCACGCCGUCGCCCUCCUCAAGAAGCUCAACGCCUAUGAGGACGUCGAGAAGGUCAAGGAUUCCCGCAAGAUCCGUCGUGGUGUGGGUAAGAUGAGGAACAGGCGCCGCGUCCAGAGGCGUGGUCCCCUCGUGAUCUACGAUCAGAAGUCCCCCCUCGUCUUCGCUUUCAGGAACAUCCCCGGUGUGGAGCUCUGCAGCGUUGAGCGCAUGAACCUCCUCCAGCUUGCCCCCGGUGGUCACCUCGGCCGCUUCGUCAUCUGGACCAAGGAUGCCUUCGAGAAGCUCGAUGCCAUCUACGGCACCUACACCAAGAAGUCGACUGAGAAGACGCACUUCACCCUGCCCCGUCCGCUCAUGACCAACGCCGAUCUCACCCGCAUCAUGACCUCCGACGAGGUCCAGAGCCACCUCCGCAAGGCCAACCGCAAGCCCACCCGCACCAUCCGCAAGAAGAACCCCUUGAAGAACCGUGGUGUGAUGAUCAAGCUCAACCCCUACGAGAAGACCCGCAUCAGGAACCAGAUCCUCCAGGAGAAGGCCCGCGCCGAGAAGAAGGACGCCAUCCUCGCCAAGAAGAGGGAGCACUUCAAGAAGUCCAAGCAGAUCAAGAAGCAGCGCGCUGAGUACUACAAGGCUCUCCUCCACAACCCCCGCGUCUACGAGGGCAUCUACAAGAAGCCCGAGGUCACCGAGGAGGCUGCCGACCAGUAA
This is a messenger RNA of Acanthamoeba castellanii str. Neff, 1161 nucleotides long. Its product is annotated as ribosomal protein L4/L1 family. Gene Ontology annotation, molecular function: RNA binding; structural constituent of ribosome. The record is from RefSeq and is a predicted model, not a curated record. NCBI's taxonomy places the organism in Eukaryota, Discosea, Longamoebia, Acanthamoebidae. The coding region runs from base 1 to 1161 and encodes 386 amino acids. Gene Ontology annotation, biological process: translation. The transcript is spliced from 4 exons. Gene Ontology annotation, cellular component: ribosome; cytosolic large ribosomal subunit.